AUGGUUCGCACGACGUUGAUUCUGAGCGCACUCUUGGCGGGUGCAGUGUCGGCGGCGCUUGUUCCGCAACACGAGACGCUCGCCCCCGGUCGCGAGACGCACAUUGGUACACCGGUGCAGCACAUUUCUCCGGACAUGGUCCCACUUUCGCACCCACGCAUCCCCGUUGCACCCCAAGCCAUCCCGCACAAUGCUGUGGACGAUUCGUCGGCGCUGGAAGCACCCGCUCUCGAAACGCGCAAGCACCACAGCAAGGGCAAGAAGGUCAACGGCGGCAAGGUGACCUACUAUUACGGGUCGCAACUGCUCAACCCCGCAUGUCCCGGUGCACCUACACCGAGCGACUCGAGCAUGACCGCCGCCAUCAGCUUCGACUCGCCCUUCCAGUGCGGCGACAGGAUCAAGAUCUCGGAUCCCCAGGGCAAACAUGCAGUGGUCACCGUCGUGGACCGCUGCGCAGGCUGCACGUGGAACUGGAUCGACGUCACCAAGGGCGUCUUCCAGGUCUUCUCCGGCCUCGACGCUGGCGUGCUCACCGGCUUGACCAUGACCAAGCAAUAG
Moesziomyces aphidis is the source of this 561-nucleotide messenger RNA. Lineage: Eukaryota; Fungi; Basidiomycota; Ustilaginomycetes; Ustilaginales; Ustilaginaceae. The record is from the annotation of a GenBank genome assembly.